Messenger RNA from Neogale vison (American mink), 1546 nucleotides. It is a transcript of the gene BNIP3, whose product is annotated as BCL2 interacting protein 3. Gene Ontology annotation, biological process: positive regulation of apoptotic process; mitochondrial outer membrane permeabilization. Gene Ontology annotation, cellular component: mitochondrial outer membrane; mitochondrial envelope; nucleus. The coding region runs from base 91 to 672 and encodes 193 amino acids. NCBI's taxonomy places the organism in Eukaryota, Metazoa, Chordata, Mammalia, Carnivora, Mustelidae. The record is from RefSeq and is a predicted model, not a curated record. The transcript is spliced from 6 exons.
CGAGCGCCCCCGCGUCCUCGGGCCCCGCGUGGGAGCUGCGAACCCGCCCGCCCGCCUCCCGCCGCCCCCGAGCCGCCGCCGCCCGGCGCCAUGUCGCAGAGCGGGACCCCCGGACUGCAGGAGGAGAACCUGCAGGGCUCCUGGGUGGAACUGCACUUCAGCAACGGGAACGGGAGCGGCGUCCCGGCCUCCGUGUCGGUCUAUAACGGCGACCUGGAGAAAAUACUGCUGGACGCCCAGCACGAGUCCGGACGGAGUAGCUCCAAGAGCUCCCACUGCGACAGCCCGCCUCGCUCACAGACCCCGCAGGACACCACCCGAGCUUCGGAACUCGACACGCACAGCAUCGGCGAGAAGAACAGCUCUCAGUCGGAGGAAGAUUAUAUAGAGAGAAGGAAAGAAGUCGAGAGCAUCUUGAAGAAGAACUCGGACUGGAUCUGGGAUUGGUCAAGUCGGCCAGAAAACAUCCCCCCCAAGGAGCUGCUGUUCAAGCACCCGAAGCGCACGGCCACGCUCAGCAUGAGGAACACGAGCGUCAUGAAGAAGGGGGGCAUCUUCUCGGCGGAGUUCCUCAAGGUCUUCCUCCCGUCCCUGCUGCUGUCUCACCUGCUGGCCAUUGGACUGGGGAUCUACAUCGGGAGGCGCCUGACCACCUCCACCAGCACCUUCUGAUGAAGACUCGGAAGCUGGCCUUAGUCCCGUAGCGGGGGUCGGCGCUGUGGGCCGAAGAGCCGCCUGGGGCCGAGCGGAGCGCGUCUCUCGAUCCGGCCGGCUGUUCGGAGAACCGUGCGCUCCUCGUCCGCUAGAAUGACAGACAGGACAGAAAACCCCAACACGCUAAGCUGUAAUCAAACCUACGGGAUCAAUUACUGCGCAUGUGCUGCUGAGGAACAUCUGUAGUAGUCGGGUAGUGAGUUUUGUUCGGGUACCAUAAGUAGCAAAGUGUAAGUAAUUUCAACACACUAGAUACGACGUGUAGUAUUUUAACAAAAAUUAUCUGUAUCCAGUUACUCAGUUAAAAUACUUUAUAUUUGAAAAGAAUGAAUAAUGUUUAUUAAAAUAAGAAUGAAUGUUUAUUAAAAUGACUACAUACGGGGUUUGUCCCAAGUGAAUACUGUGGCCUUACACUCACACUGGUCUAGGAAGCGCUGGGUGUGAGUGGGCAGGUUGUCUUGCUGCAGGCUCGGCCGACCGCCCCUGCCGGUCACACAGCGGGGUCCGGGGAGCAGAUGCCGCCGCCUGCGUCCGCCUCCGACACGAAGCCGCGGGCCCUGCAGCCGCCCCGGACGGUCGCCGCCUGUCCUGGGCACCUGCUCACGUCUUCCCUCUCUUAGCGCCUGGAUUGCUGACUCGAGUCCUUCUCUUUGUGUUCGUUUCUCCUAGAAUCAGCUUCAUUCUAAGCAAACCUCUGUCUGCAAGAGACUGGAAAUAGAAAAAAUAAAUCUCCGCUAAAUCCUUCAGAGAUGACUGUGGUCAUGUAUGGUUUAAAUGAGAUGUUAAAAAACAGUAAAAAAAAAAAUAAAGGUCAGAAAGCUUUCUGAGUAAA